UUGAAAUAACCCAAAUAUUAAUUCUUCCAAGCCAGCAGUGACCAAUAAACGACUAAAAAUCCGCGAGAAACCUCCACCAACUCCUCAAAACUAAUACUGCAGGCACCAAACUUCUGAUAAGUGCAAAAAACCAUUGAAAAUCGUUUUAUUUUCUCCCCUCGUGGGCCCCGCGUUUGACAGUUCAAGUGCACCCCUUUUUUUCUUAUUCAAAAAGCUGAAAGAUGAAUUCUUGCGAGGAACCGGAGAGUCCAGUGUGCGAUACACUGGACCUCAGUGGCCAGGGACUGAAGAAAUUGAGUCGGUGUCCCUCAGAUGCGGAUAUCAACACUCUGAUUGUUGAUGAUAAUGAACUGCAGCGUCUUGACAAUCUCGACAGUUAUCACAGAAUCACUAAGUUGUCAAUAGUGAGAAAUCAAUUACUGCGAAUGUAUGGAGUCUCCAAGUUGCACAAUUUGGUGACCUUGAACCUGGCGAACAAUGGGAUAUUGACGAUAGAAGGCAUUAAGGAUAUGCCGAAUUUAACUACUCUGUGUUUGGCAGGGAAUAAUGUCAAGUCCAUCGAACAUCUUCACACCAACACGAAGCUAGAGCAUCUGGACCUGUCUGAGAACAGCAUAAGUCACGUAUCUGAUAUUUCUUACCUGAGAAACUUGAAGGAAUUAUUUCUGCACAACAAUCGCAUAAUAACCCUGCGCCAAUGCGAGAGGUACCUCCCAACAUCCUUGGAGACUCUGACCCUCGCAAACAACAACAUAACAGAUCUCAACGAGAUGUCCCACCUCGGAAGUCUCACAAACCUCAUAAACUUCUCGAUAGCCAACAACCCCUGCGUCAGUGCCACUGGCAACAGUAUUGGAUUCGACUACCGACCGUUCGUUAUUAAUUGGUGUAUGAGUCUCAAAUCAAUCGAUGGAUAUCCAGUUGAUCCGAUUGAAAGCCUCAAGGCGGAGUGGCUGUACUCCCAGGGACGAGGUAGACAAUUCCGAGUGGGUGAGCAUUCCCAAUUGGCCCAGUACCUGGCCUCGGUGUGUCCCUUAUCAGGUGAAUGUCUCGAGAAUGAAACCGACAGGAAGUUGAGAUUAAUUCUCAGCAAAGCGCAGCAUCAUCAGCAACAGUUGAGCCAGCAAGGGGACACCGUCAAUGUUCACGGUAUGAGUGCCUCCCCAGCUGCCAGGAGGAGGCUGGGGGGUAGUCGCACGAGCUCCCCUCGACGUCCAAGUGUCACGAGAAAUUCCAUGAGGAUGAGAUCGCCUGACAGGAUGGUCGCCAGUUGCCACACCGAGACGAUGGUCUCCUCUUGUCAUGGGACAUUGGAGAGUCAUGAGCCACUCAUGACGCAGAGUCUGGAUCCUAAUAUGCUGUGCAAUACUUUCAACAGUAAACUCAGGGAGUCAGGGCUUCAGGAUGUUGAAGAAACAUCGAGUCCCCUCCAAGCAGCCACAAAACUCGUCCCAGUCCCCGAAUCCCUGAUGAGUCCAGACUUCCGUCCGCCCUCUGGCCUCUCCCGAAUCCUCCCAAAAACCCCCCCAAGCCGUCUCUCCUCUCCCAUUCAGACAACGAUCCCUGCCAAGCCCUCUGAUCCCUCCAAGUCCCACCCCAUAAUUAACACCACCACUCCCUCAAAAUUCUCCACCCUCAUCCACAAAUCGACCCCCUCCAAUCCCCCGAAGUCCAACAUAGCAAAGCCCAUUCAUCCCCCCGCCAACGGGAAGUGUCCUCAAUCAGUAAAAAUCAACAACUACGUGCAAUCGAAGACGAUGACACCGAGGAGAUCCCUGAAGAACUCCCCGAACCUUCCCCGAGCGAAACCCAAGCCCCAGAAUGACAAAACGAUAAAGCAACAGGCGAAUGGUUCAAAAAAACCGAAGGAGGACGAGAAUAUUCCAUCGAGCGACGAAGACAGUGAAUUCUGUCAGGCGAAACUGGACGGAAUUCGUCAUCGGGCGAUCCAACGACGUCAGGAGGACACGAAUAAGUCGGAAGACCAGACGGAGAAGGCGGCCCUGUUGAUCCAGAGGAUCUGGAGGGGGUACCACACGAGAAAUCUAAAUAAAAAAGCCACGAAUGUGCUGAAGACGAUAGAGAUGAUGAGGACAAACAAGUACAUACAGAAACUCUCGAGUGACAUGGAGGCGACGAGAACGGCUUUGGAGAGCGAACACAAGCUGCAGUUACUCCAGAUGCAGGCGAUCAACGCUCUCUGGAAGAAAGUAGUGAGCCUUCAACCCGGUAGAGACGAGGACUCCAAUGCGGACGUCGUAACAAACCUAGCGCAGACCUGCAACUUGCUUCACACUCAAGUGCAGCAGCUGCAGGACUCGAUGAGCGAGAUCAAGAGGUGCAUGUCCCACAUGCAGCCCAGAGCUGGGGUGGACCAGGUGGUGGCAACUCAGACCGAAAUCUCGGCUGUGCACACCCCCGCGGGGGAGGAGAACACUUUUCCCUACGGCAGGACUAUCCACAGGCCUCAGUCCUUGUCCAUUCACCAGACCAUUCACGAGGGAGCUGAGAGCAAGAGUUUCGCAACUAAUUUAGUCGAUUCAGUGCUCAAGAAGGUCUCCCAGAGCACUGACACCACUGAUGAUGAAGUCAAUACUGAUAUAUUGAAUUCCAGUAGUAAUCCAGAGUUAGGGGAAUUGGUCAGGGGCAAAGAGGGGGAGGGGGGGCAUGGAGAGAUGUUCAAGAGUUGUGAGGAGAUCGAGGGGCUCAGGGAGGAUGGGGUCGAGGGGUUCGAGGAUGUUGUUGAGAGCGAGGAGGUGCUGUGCAAGGAGCUCCAGGGGAUGAUCGAGAAGGAGGGCGAGAGGGAGGAGGGGGAUUGUGAUAUGGGGGAGGGGGCGAGGGAGUAG
Messenger RNA from Diachasma alloeum, 2846 nucleotides. It is a transcript of the gene Cep97, whose product is annotated as centrosomal protein of 97 kDa. Bases 222 to 2846 code for a protein of 874 amino acids. The transcript has 9 exons. Lineage: Eukaryota; Metazoa; Arthropoda; Insecta; Hymenoptera; Braconidae. Gene Ontology annotation, molecular function: protein binding. The record is from RefSeq and is a predicted model, not a curated record.